UCAGCCAAUCAGAGGAGAGCACAUUCUGGCUGUCUGACCCCCAGCUCGUCUCCUUGUUCUUCUUCUUGUGUCUGCGGCGGGACGAUGCACACCAAAGGAAACUGCUGCUGCUCCUUCGAGGACUACAAACUGACCCAUGAGUGGCUCCUGAACCACACCAGUCACCGUCCCAAGGUGGCGGUGAUCUGCGGGUCAGGCCUCGGUCUGCUGGCCGACAGAGCCGCCAACAAGCAGGUGUUCAGGUACCAGGACAUCCCCAACUUCCCCGUCAGCACAGUGGCGGGUCAUGAAGGCUGUCUGGUGUUUGGGACGAUCGAGGACACUUCCUGUGUCUUCAUGCAGGGUCACUUCCACCUGUACGAAGGUUACUCCCUCUGUCAGGUGACGUUCCCUGUGAGGAUCUUUAAGCUGAUGGGUGUGGAGUCGAUGCUGGUGACCAACGCCUCCGGAGGAAUCUGUCCCGACUUCAAGGUCGGAGACAUCAUGAUCAUCAAAGACCACAUCAACCUGCCGGGCUUCGCUGGGCAGCACCCACUGUGUGGACCCAACGACGAGCGUUUCGGGAUCAGGUUCCCCUGUAUGUCCGAUGCCUACAGUAAGGACCUGAGGCGCCUGGCUGUGGAGGUGGGCUCUGAGCUCGGCUGCAGUGACUUCAUCAGAGAAGGGGUUUACUGUAUGGUCAGCGGACCCAACUUUGAAACCAUUGCUGAGGCCCAAAUGCUGCGGAUCCUGGGCUGCGACUCUGUGGGGAUGAGUAUGGUUCCUGAAGUGACGGUGGCGAAGCACUGUGGACUCAGAGUCCUCGGACUGUCCCUCAUCACCAACAAGGUGUCUCUGGACUACAGCCGGGAGGAGAAGGUGAACCACGAGGAGGUUCUCCAGAUCAGUAAGAUGAGGGCCGAGGUUCUGCAGAAACUCGUCACCAUGUUGAUCUCUCGCUGCCAGCAGCAGAGCAUCAACACCCACUGACCCACAGACCCACUGACCCACAGACCCACUGACCCACUGACCCACUGACCCACCCACCCACAGACCCACUGACCCACUGACCCACUGACCCACAGACCCACAGACCCACUGACCCACAGCCCACUGACCCACAGACCCACUGACCCACAGACCCACUGACAGUCGAUACUGACCGGCACUUCUGAUUUAUGAGAACAGCACCACCUGAUUCUAUAUGGAUCAUGCUAUAGCUAAGAGACACUGACCAACUCUUCUUCUCUGUACCAAGAAAUUGGGCGGAGAGCCUUUAAAUGUAAAGCCCCUUCUGACGGGAAUGGUUUAACCCUUGUGUUUUCUACGUUUAAAAAAAAAUCUGAAACAUUAGUUAAUUAACAACCAAAUUGCCCAAAAAUAACAUGGAUGCAUGAUGUGCGUUGUAUGGAACCCAUGCAACAAUCUUCGCAGGUACAAUUAAUGAUUACUUUCAUUGAAUUUUGGGUGUCUUACUCAAUGUUUUAGCAUUUGAAAAAGACUAAAGUUUGACCAGUCUGUGAUUCACUCAACAUCCUCUGAUCUUCACUAUUGGUCAAAACACUGCAUCAUUUCUGCUUUUUUAAACAAACAAAAAUGGGUAUAAUGUCAUUUAAAUUAGGUUUAAUGAUUAUGAAUUUAAAAAAGCAUGGAGAAAAGUGACAAAACCAUGUGUAUGAAGUGUCAAUAACAUUGGGAAAAAGUGCCAAAAAAAAGUUAAUUUUCCCAGAAGGACAACACGUGGGUUAAGGUCUUUGACAUCUAGCUCCUCUCUAAGCAGUUUAAGAUGUCUCUUCUUACUCAUUUGCAUACAAGCUGCAACUGUUUUCCUCAUGCUUGAUAUAUAUUUUUCUCAACUGUCUAUAUGAAUGACCUUAACUGUUUAUUGUCUAAUGGUUGGAAUGGGGAGGAUAUGGGUGGUUUUGGGGUGAUGGAGAUUUUUCUCUUUUGUCUGUCAGUAUAUAUGUAUGUUUGUGAUGUAUGUUUUUCUUGAGGUCCCCUUGAUAUGUGCCAUCUCGAGGGGGUUUCCUCUUAAUAAUAAAUAUAAGUACCCUUA
Messenger RNA from Perca fluviatilis (European perch), 2035 nucleotides. RefSeq names its product purine nucleoside phosphorylase-like. Gene Ontology annotation, cellular component: cytoplasm. The record is from RefSeq and is a predicted model, not a curated record. Gene Ontology annotation, biological process: nucleoside metabolic process. NCBI's taxonomy places the organism in Eukaryota, Metazoa, Chordata, Actinopteri, Perciformes, Percidae. The coding region runs from base 85 to 969 and encodes 294 amino acids. Gene Ontology annotation, molecular function: purine-nucleoside phosphorylase activity. The transcript is spliced from 7 exons.